Messenger RNA from Onychomys torridus (southern grasshopper mouse), 2739 nucleotides. It is a transcript of the gene Prickle3, whose product is annotated as prickle planar cell polarity protein 3. The record is from RefSeq and is a predicted model, not a curated record. The coding region runs from base 287 to 2260 and encodes 657 amino acids. The transcript is spliced from 9 exons. Lineage: Eukaryota; Metazoa; Chordata; Mammalia; Rodentia; Cricetidae. Gene Ontology annotation, molecular function: zinc ion binding.
UGACCCUUGCCUCCCAAAGCUUUCAAGAUAAAUUGACAUUAUUCGUCCAAGCAAGCACUCUAGUAUACCAUCAUGUCUCCAUGUCCAACCUUGCCCGCUUCCAGCUUUCAAACUCUAAAGGCCGUGUGGCACCGGAGGGACACUGGAGGUUCAGCUUCCUGACACCUUGCUCUGGCUCUAGCCCUGGGAUGAACUCCAACUACAGGCUUUCCAGCAAGGCGCUCACUAACCUUUCCAUUGGGGCCCGCAUGGUGGCUUAGACACUACAGGCCAGGGGGCGGGCCCUAUGAGGCGUGCUCCUCCCACCCCGGAGUCAAGUUUACGGAAUAGCGCUGCCAGGCCGGACGCGCCGUGGCCUGGCCGCCCGGAGGACUACAUCCGCCUGACCCAGCUGAGCUUGACUCUGUCUAGGCGCGCCAUGUUCGCGCGUGGGUCCCGGAGGCGCCGCUCCGGGCGUGCGCCUCCUGAAGCAGAGGACCCUGCUCAUGGCCAGCCCUGCAAUUCCUGCAGGGAACAGUGCCCAGGCUUCCUGCUGCACGGCUGGAGAAAGAUCUGCCAACACUGCAAAUGCCCGCGGGAGGAGCAUGCAGUGCACACGGUGCCUGUGGACCUCGAACGCAUCAUGUGCCGGCUCAUCUCAGACUUCCAGCGCCACUCCAUUUCUGAUGACGACUCAGGCUGUGCCUCAGAGGAGUAUGCCUGGGUACCCCCUGGCCUUAAGCCAGAGCAGGUUUACCAGUUUUUCAGCUGCCUCCCAGAGGACAAGGUCCCCUAUGUCAACAGUCCUGGGGAGAAAUACAGGAUAAAGCAGCUGCUGCACCAGCUGCCUCCGCAUGACAGCGAGGCACAGUACUGCACGGCCCUGGAAGAGGAGGAGAAGAAAGAGUUGAGAGCCUUCAGCCAGCAGCGGAAGCGGGAGAAUCUGGGACGGGGUACUGUUCGAAUCUUCCCAGUGACCAUUACUGGGGCUAUCUGCGAGGAGUGUGGAAAGCAGAUCGGAGGUGGGGACAUUGCAGUAUUUGCCAGUCGAGCAGGCCUUGGUGCCUGUUGGCACCCUCAGUGCUUUGUGUGCACCACAUGCCAGGAACUGCUGGUUGACCUCAUCUACUUCUACCAUGCUGGCAAGGUCUACUGUGGGCGCCACCAUGCCGAAUGCUUGCGCCCUCGCUGCCAAGCAUGUGAUGAGAUCAUCUUCUCCCCUGAAUGUACAGAGGCCGAGGGCCGGCACUGGCACAUGGGUCACUUCUGCUGUUUCGAGUGUGAGGCUUCAUUAGGAGGGCAACGCUAUGUCAUGCGCCAGAGCCGCCCCCACUGCUGCACCUGCUAUGAAGCUCGCCACGCGGAGUACUGUGAUGGCUGUGGGGAACACAUCGGCCUGGACCAAGGCCAGAUGGCUUAUGAGGGCCAACACUGGCACGCUUCAGAUCGCUGCUUCUGCUGUAGCCGGUGCGGUCGAGCCCUGCUGGGCCGCCCGUUCCUGCCACGCCGUGGCCUUAUCUUCUGUUCCCGAGCCUGCAGCCUCGGGGCUGAGACCACUGCUCCGGGACCUGGCCGCCGCAGCUGGAGCGCCGGCACAGUCACUGCACCGCUCACAGCUUCCCCGGCUGCCGAGGGGACAUCUGAGACAGCCAGCAAAGGCACCUGCACCAAAGCAGAGCCUGCUGCAGGCCCAGACGAGACCCCCCGCUUUCUGAGAGGGGCCCCCCACCGCCACUCUAUGCCUGAGUUGGGGCUCCGCAGUGCUCCUGAGCCACCCACAGAAACACCCGGACAUCCUGCCCUGCACCCAGAUGAUAAUGCCUUUGGUCGCCAGAGCACCCCUCGUGUCAGCUUUCGCGACCCUUUGGUGUCUGAGGGAGGUCCACGACGGACCCUGAGUGCACCCCCAGCCCAGCGCCGCAGGCCACGAAGUCCCCCACCCAGGGCCCCCAGCUGCCGCCACCGCCGGCGUCGGCGCCGGCGCCGCGGGAGCCACCACCAUCACCACCACCAUCCUGGCAGACAUGGCCACCAUCGAUGUAACGUGGGAUCGGGUUCGGAUUCAGGAUCUUGUUCCAGCUCCCCCUCUAGCCCCAGUUCAGAGUCCUCUGAGGAUGAUGGCUUCUUCCUAGGGGAACGUAUCCCGCUGCCUCCUCACCUGUCCAGGUCCAGGACCACUCAGGACACUACAACUGAAACCUUUAACUCCCCAAACCCACCACAGGUGUCUCACCCAGUGAUGCCUCGCCAGACCCGAGAUAAGAACUGCAUCGUGGCUUGAAGGCAGGCAACUUUAGAAGGGACUCUACUAUCCAGUGUAACCGAUGAUUCCCCUAAACUAAGUCAUGGCCCCCUUUCCACCCUCUGUUUGUAUUAGUGCAACAAUGCAAUCGUUGUUUUUAAAAAAAAAAAAAAAACAGGCCUGGCUUCCUUGCUCCAAUGGCUUUACCUCAGUUUCCCUCCUCCUAAUGCUAACGUACAUUUGAUCAAAAAAUUAACUUAUUCAUUAUAGAUUUUAACAACCUGUUUAUUAUUUAUUUAGCCCUUCACAGCUCACCCCACAGAGAGAAAAGGUCAUUUGUAGUGGGUCGGUCAUCUUGUAGCUUAUGUGGGGGAAUGGUUCAAGCAGAACUCAAGUCAGCUGCUGGUACUGCAGAGCAAGGGGCGGGGGGCACGGACACCUAGGCACACUCAUAAAGGUGCCCACACCCAGGAGGACUGAUUGGCAGGCUAGAAGACAAAAUUUUCCCAUCAAAGGCA